GGAGGCGACCGCAGACUACCCACCCAGAAGAAGGCCGUCCAUGUCAAAGAUGAGAUGAGCUCAACAACCCUGGUUUGUCUCUGCUGAGAGCCGCGUAGUCGCUGCUCCUGCGCAUGGUGAUCACAGCCACUUAAGAUCUUCCGGAGGACGACCGCUCAACAUUGUCUGAAAGCGAUAAUACCGAAGAUGAGAGUCCUUUCCCUCCUGCUGUUAUUCCUAUGGGAAGCCCAGAGCCACUCAGCACCAAGGCCGAACAUCGUGCUGGUCAUGGCCGACGACCUCGGCAUCGGAGAUCCGGGAUGCUAUGGGAACAAGACGCUCAGGACUCCCAAUAUUGACCGGUUGGCCAGUGAAGGAGCAAAACUCACUCAGCACUUGGCAGCAUCACCCCUGUGCACACCAAGCAGGGCAGCCUUCAUGACCGGCCGGUACCCCGUGCGAUCAGGAAUGGCAUCUUGGUACCGAAGUGGAGUCUUCAUCUUCACAGCCUCUUCUGGAGGACUUCCCUCUAAUGAGAUUACGUUUGCCAAGCUUCUGAAGAAUCAAGGCUAUUCAACAGCACUAAUAGGGAAGUGGCACCUCGGGAUGAACUGUCACAACAAGACUGAUUUUUGUCACCACCCAUUACGUCAUGGCUUUGACUACUUCUACGGGCUGACCGUGACAAACCUGAGAGACUGCAAGCCAGGGGAGGGCACCGUCUUCACCAUGGCCUUCAGGAAGCUGGUCUUCAUCCCCCUGCAGAUCCUUGGGGUCACCGUCCUCACCCUAGCCGUACUCAACUGCCUGGGGCUGCUCCGUGUGCCUCACAGCGUCUUCUUCUGCCUUCUCCUCCUGGCGGGCAUGAUCCUAGUCCUCUUCCUGUGCUUCCUUCACUACUUUCGGCCCCUGAACUGCUUCCUGAUGAGGGACUACGAGAUCACCCAGCAGCCCAUGUCCUACGACAAUCUCACCCAAAGGCUGACGGCAGAAGCCACCCACUUCAUUCACAGGAACACUGAGAGGCCAUUCCUGCUUUUCUUGUCUUACCUCCAUGUGCACACGGCCCUCUUCUCCAACCGGGACUUCGCCGGCAAAAGUCGACACGGCGCGUACGGGGAUGCUGCCGAGGAGAUGGACUGGAGCGUGGGGCAGAUCUUGAAUGUUCUAGAUGAGCUGAGAUUGGCGAACAAUACCCUUGUCUACUUCACAUCAGACCACGGAGCCCACGUAGAAGAAGUGAACAUCAAAGGAGAAGUUCACGGCGGAAGUAACGGGAUCUAUAAAGGAGGAAAAUCCAACAAUUGGGAAGGAGGUAUUCGGGUUCCAGGCAUCCUCCGAUGGCCCGGCGUGAUACAGGCUGGUCAAGAUAUUGACGCGCCAACUAGCAACAUGGACAUCUUCCCCACGGUGGCCAGACUUGCUGGAUCACCGCUGCCUGAGGACAGGAUCAUCGAUGGACGUGAUCUGAUGCCUCUGCUCCAGAGGAAAAGCCAACUCUCUGACCACGAAUUUCUCUUCCACUAUUGCAAUGCCUACUUAAACGCCGUGCGCUGGCACCCGCGAAACAGCACGUCCAUCUGGAAAGCCUUUUUCUUCACCCCCAAGUUCAGCCCCGCAGGCUCCAACGGGUGCUUCUCCACGCACGUGUGCUUCUGUUUCGGGAAAUUCGUUACACGUCACGACCCACCUCUGCUGUUCGACAUUUCCAAAGACCCAAGCGAGAGAAACCCACUAACCCCAACCACCGAGCCCCGGUUCCAUGAGAUCCUCAAAGUCAUGCAGGCAGCUGCGGACGAGCACACCCGGAGCCUGUCAGAGGUCCCCAAUCAAUUGUCACUGGGGAACCAAUUGUGGAAGCCCUGGCUGCAGCUCUGCUGUCCUUCCUCCGGCCUAUCUUGCCAGUGCGACAGAGAAAAACAGGACGCGCUAGUGAGCCGUUAGCCAUGUCUGUGGGCCAGAUGGAUGCGUGUGGACAGGCGCACCAUCUGCUUACGGACCACGUCUGGGAGUGCACUGGGUGAAGCGAACCCCGUCCGAGUCUUGGGUUUGGACCGAUUCUCUGUUUUGUCACCUGAAGGCUUGAACAAGAGCUCUACAGUUACUCAGCUAGGGGGUUGAGGUGAGGAAUAAGUUCUGCAGUGUGCAGAGAGGAAGAUGGUGGACUUGUGCCGUCCCUGGCCAGAGUCCCUGGACUCCUGGUGGUGGGAUAGAAGGGCGUGCACUUGAGUAGUGCAGACAGGUAACAGGAAGGUGCAGAAGGUCACCUUAAUUCGCCCCUCAGCAUACAUGUGUGUUCACUGGCAUACGGUAUCAUUCGCUCCAUGAUCUGAAGUUAUGCAGUAACCACCAAGACUCCCCAGCAGCAUGAUACAAAAGAUAGCCAAGUUUAAGCUAAGUUUAGUCAAUCUUAACAUACACAACUUUCUAGUGAACAAAGGCCAUCUUCUUUACGAGUAACACAUCAUGGUAAGUUCUGAUUGGGUUAUUGGAAGACUAGUCAUCAUUACUGGUAUUAGUUAGAACACAUA
Propithecus coquereli (Coquerel's sifaka) is the source of this 2510-nucleotide messenger RNA. It is a transcript of the gene STS, whose product is annotated as steroid sulfatase (microsomal), isozyme S. Gene Ontology annotation, molecular function: arylsulfatase activity. The coding region runs from base 187 to 1923 and encodes 578 amino acids. The record is from RefSeq and is a predicted model, not a curated record. The transcript has 11 exons. NCBI's taxonomy places the organism in Eukaryota, Metazoa, Chordata, Mammalia, Primates, Indriidae.